AUAAUGCACCUGUCCACAGAACCUGAAAAGCCAUUUUGUUGUGCAAGCUAGCAGUUUGGGCAGGGAAACUCUUGUCAACAUGACUGAUAUGGACCUGUGACACAAACGCUUAUCAUACCGCUCUAUCGAGUUAGUUUGCUAUGUCCAUAUGUUAAAAAUGAACCUACUCGCGCGCGGAUAUCGGCAGAAAUUUUGUGGUGCGGCAAAGAUGCUAAUGCGUUGCGGCGACUACCUUCAGUAUGCUAUAGUAACAGAAGCACACUCUAACUCUUGGCUAGCUGUCUGCUCUUACUGUUUUUAUUUGGUUAAGUAACCAAAUAUUAGUGUUUUUUCGCAUGUGUGAUACAUAGUUAUACUUGUCACUCAUGACCAAAGGUACUUAUUUUAACGUUGAGGAUUUGUGUGGUAACUAGGCGACUGAUAAUUCAAAUAAAACUUGGCAAAAACACUUGGAAGAACCAAGCGUAAAGCUUUAGAGCUAAUCUGAUCACCAUGGCCGAAGACACCAGACAGGACAAGAAACUCAACUUCUCGGCUUUAACGGACACCAACGGGAUGACCAGGACAUCUUCCCUGUCUUCAGGAAAAUCUGGCACUUCCAAGAAAAUAGUCAUAAAAAAUUUCAAAGAUCGGCCAAAAUUAGCAGAGAACUACACCGAGGACACUUGGUUAAAACUGCGGGAUGCAGUCAAUGCCAUCCAGAAUAGCACAUCUAUUAAGUACAACCUCGAAGAGCUCUAUCAGGCUGUGGAGAACAUGUGUUCAUAUAAAGUCUCCCCAACGUUGUACAAGCAGCUACGGCAGGUCUGUGAGGAGCACGUGAAGGCCCAGAUCCACCAGUUCAGGGGAGAUUCGUUGGACAACCUGUCUUUCCUGAAAAGGAUUAAUCGCUGCUGGCUGGAUCAUUGCAGGCAAACUAUAAUGAUAAGAAGCAUCUUUCUUUUCCUGGAUCGUACCUAUGUUCUGCAAAGUUCCUUGCUUCCAUCCAUAUGGGAUACUGGGCUGGAAUUAUUUCGUACCCACAUUGUCAGCGAUAGUGUUGUCCAGAAGCGCACAGUAGAUGGCAUUUUGGAGCAGAUCGAACUUGAGCGGAAUGGCGAGACAGCUGACCGCAGUUUGUUGAGAAGUCUGCUGGGAAUGCUUUCAGAUCUCCAGGUUUAUAAAGUGUCUUUUGAAGAGCGGUUUUUGUUUGAAACAAAUCGCUUAUAUGCUGCAGAGGGACAGCGUUUGAUGCAAGACAGAGAUGUGCCUGAAUACUUGCACCAUGUGGCUCGUCGAUUGGAGGAGGAGAAUGAUCGUGUCGUGAGCUACCUGGACCAGAGCACCCAGAAACCCCUUAUUAGCUGUGUUGAGAAACAACUUUUGGGAGAGCACAUGAGUGCAAUACUGCAAAAGGGUCUGAGCAUUCUGUUGGACAGGAAUCGCGUAACAGAGUUGGCACUCCUUUACCAACUCUUCAGUAAGGUAAAGGGAGGACUGCCCACAUUACUGCAGUUUUGGAGAGACUACAUCAAGUCCUUUGGUGGUGAGAUUGUAUGUGCACCAGAGAAGGACAAGGACAUGGUACAAGAGCUUCUGGACUUUAAGGACAAGAUGGACAAUGUGGCUCAGAGCUGCUUUGCAAAGAAUGAGGGAUUCAUCAAUGCCAUGAAGGAGGCCUUUGAGACUUUUAUAAACAAAAGACCCAACAAACCUGCAGAACUCAUCGCUAAAUAUGUAGAUUCUAAGUUAAGAGCCGGUAACAAAGAGGCCACAGAGGAAGAACUAGAAAGAAUACUGGACAAGAUAAUGAUAAUUUUCCGAUUCAUCCAUGGAAAGGAUGUCUUUGAGGCAUUUUAUAAGAAGGACUUGGCCAAGCGUCUUCUGGUUGGCAAGAGUGCUUCUGUAGAUGCUGAGAAGUCAAUGCUCUCCAAACUGAAACAUGAAUGUGGAGCAGCAUUUACAAGUAAGCUCGAAGGGAUGUUUAAGGACAUGGAGCUUUCCAAAGACAUUAUGAUCCAGUUUAAACAGUACAUGCAAAAUCAGAGUGAGCCAAGCAACAUUGAACUAACAGUCAACAUCUUGACCAUGGGUUACUGGCCUUCAUACUUGCCCAUGGAGGUUCACUUAACCCCAGAAAUGGUUAAACUCCAGGAAGUGUUUAAGUUUUUCUACCUGGGAAAGCACAGUGGGAGGAAACUGCAGUGGCAGCCCACACUCGGUCAUGCUGUGCUUAAGGCAGAAUUUAAAGAGGGAAGGAAAGAGCUACAGGUUUCCCUCUUCCAGACAUUAGUGCUGCUGAUGUUUAAUGAAGGAGAGGAAUUCAAUAUGGAGGAGAUUGGUACUGCCACUGGUAUAGAGGAAGGCGAGCUUAAACGUACAUUGCAGUCCCUGGCCUGCGGAAAAGCCCGUGUCCUCAACAAGAUUCCACGAGGGAAAGAUGUAGAAAAUGGAGACCGUUUCAAUUUCAACAAUGAUUUUAAACACAAACUUUUCCGCAUCAAGAUCAACCAGAUCCAAAUGAAAGAAACUGUGGAGGAACAGGUCAGCACCACAGAGCGAGUAUUUCAAGAUCGGCAAUAUCAGAUUGAUGCUGCUGUUGUGCGUAUCAUGAAGAUGAGGAAGACCCUCAGUCACAACCUGCUUGUGUCUGAACUAUACAACCAGUUGAAGUUUCCUGUCAAGCCUGGUGACCUAAAGAAGCGCAUUGAAUCCCUCAUAGACCGAGACUACAUGGAGCGUGACAAGGAGACUCCUAACCAGUACCACUAUGUUGCCUAAAGGGGAGCCACUGUGGGGGCCAUGCUUUCGUCAAAGCAAGAGUUCCAAAGUAGCCUCAAUAUCCUUCAGCCACUCAGUUUAUAUUUGGAGCCAUGUGCAGGGUGCAGCAUGAAAAUCACACAGUGAUCCUGAGAGAAUAGACUCAGUUUACCCCAAACACAUCUCUGAUGGCCCUAGCUUCUGCCAAGGAAAUCAAUUCAGAGAGGAGACUCGGGGUGGGAAGUGUUUUUUUGUUUGAGCAAAAAAAUAAAUAAAUAAAAGACUAGCACUUUCCUUUGCUUUUCCACUGUAGGCGCGGAUUUUAUGUUGGUUUGUUUUCCCUAUAUUGUUUUGCUCUAAAUUAAGAGCAUUUGCUCCAUGUUGCAUUUUAAGUGUUCAUUUUUUUCCUUCUGGGAAGUUCUCAAGAAAGUUUGAUUGUUACUGAUGUGAAGAGAAGGCCAUGGCUGACAAAUGCAAAUGCAGGUAAACUACUUCGUUCUAUUUUGAGGGGGUCUCUAAUUGUUUAAAUAAAUUGUUCUAAUGUAUUGAUUUUGUGUGUGUGUGGUCAAAAUCACAUUAUCAAUGUAACCAUGAAAAGUUAAAUAAAUUGAUAUUUAAUUAAUCAUUUGACAGCCAGGUGUUGUUUAGUUUGAGAAUUCCUUUGUAGAUGUUUCUGUUAAGUGCACAACAAAAUACUUAACAGCAAUACAAUUACAAUGUUUGUGGAAAAUGGUUUAUCUGCUGUUCAAAAUGUGAUCGUGAUGUGUGAAGGGAAUGUUACAGGAUUCUGUUAAGUAUUGAAGACCAGCAUUAAAGCGGCCUCUGCGUUCCUGGUAGGGUUUUACA
Molecule: messenger RNA, 3585 nt
Organism: Corythoichthys intestinalis (scribbled pipefish)
Lineage: Eukaryota; Metazoa; Chordata; Actinopteri; Syngnathiformes; Syngnathidae
Gene: cul4a
Product: cullin 4A
Exons: 20
Coding region: 493-2760 (755 amino acids)
Biological process (GO): protein ubiquitination; DNA damage response; ubiquitin-dependent protein catabolic process
Cellular component (GO): Cul4A-RING E3 ubiquitin ligase complex
Molecular function (GO): ubiquitin protein ligase binding
Source: RefSeq, a predicted model, not a curated record